Staurois parvus is the source of this 342-nucleotide messenger RNA. NCBI's taxonomy places the organism in Eukaryota, Metazoa, Chordata, Amphibia, Anura, Ranidae. The record is from the annotation of a GenBank genome assembly.
GCAGAUAUAGUGAAUGCAGGGUCCGGGGAGAGCGGAUAUAGUGAAUGCAGGGUCCGGGGAGAGCGGAUAUAGUGAAUGCGGGGUCCGGGGAGAGCGGAUAUAGUGAAUGCGGGGUCCGGGGAGAGCAGAUAUAGUGAAUGCAGGGUCCGGGGAGAGCGGAUAUAGUGAAUGCAGGGUCCGGGGAGACCAGAUAUAGUGAAUGCAGGGGUCCGGGGAGAGUGGAUAUAGUGAAUGCAGGGUCCGGGGAGAGCGGAUAUAGUGAAUGCAGGGUCCGGGGAGAGCGGAUAUAGUGAAUGCGGGGUCCAGGGAGAGCGGAUAUAGUGAAUGCGGGGUCCAGGGAGA